AUGACAAAUAUCGAUUAUGAAUAUGUUGAUGAGAUAUCUAUAGAUGAAAAUUAUAAAUGUUCUAUUUGCAGUAGACCAUUUAAACAGCCAGUAACAACACCAUGUGACCAUAACUAUUGUCAAGAUUGUAUUCAAAAUUGGUUAAAUCAAAAUCGUUUAUCAUGUCCAACAUGUCGUGAACCUUUAUCAACAGAUGAUCUAACACCAAUCACUACUCGUUUAGUAUUAAAUAUUCUUGAUAAACUUCUUGUUAAAUGUUCUCAAUGUCAACAAAGCGGAAUUCAACGUGGAAAUUUAAAUGAUCAUAUAACAAAAUUUUGUCCAAAAAUCCUUGUUAUCUGUACAGCAUCUGAUAUUAAAUGUCCAUGGUCAGGUACACGUGAUGAACUUAAAAGUCAUCUUUCAACAUGCUAUUAUGAACAAUUACGAUCUGUACUUACUCAACUCAUUACUAUGAAUCAACAAUUUGAAGAGCAUGUGCAAACUCUUACAAAUCAUGUACAAACUUUACAAUUAGCAGUUUAUAAUCCAACAAGUCGUUUAAUUACAUUUGAUAAACUUAUCGAAAUUGAAAAUAAAAUCGAUUCGGGAGUAUUGCCUGAAUUUUACGAAGGUUUACGAUGGAUUAAUGUUUGGUAUAUGCAUGAACAAUGGGUUAAAACUAAUCAUGCUAUUAGCGGUUGGAAAAAUGCUUAUACACAUAAUCAUACAUGUGUUGCUUUUAACGGAAAAGGCAAUUCUAUGAAAAUAUGUUCAAAAAAUAUCGGUAAUGAAACAUUUUCAUUAAUAUCUUUUGAAGCAACUGCUGCUUGGCAUGAUAAUCUUCAAAUAAAUAUUAUUGGACAACGAGUUAAACAAGAAAUCUAUUCAAAGACAAUCAUUCUUCAAUUUAAUCAGUCAAAAGUGUUUCAAUUUGAUUGGAAAAAUAUUGAUCAGAUUAAAUUUAUUCCAGUCAACGGAACGUAUCAUUCACAAAUUCAAUAUGAUGAAAAAUAUUUUGCUUUGACUUGGAUACUUUUAGGUUAA
Molecule: messenger RNA, 1026 nt
Organism: Rotaria socialis
Lineage: Eukaryota; Metazoa; Rotifera; Eurotatoria; Philodinida; Philodinidae
Source: the annotation of a GenBank genome assembly